AUUAUAUGGGGUUUUCUUUCAUCUACUAGAUUAUUCAAUCCUGACACCUCUUUUCCCCAUUGGAUCUCUGUGAGAGUCACAUGCUUUGGGCAUCUUUGAAAAGACUCUUCUGAGGCUUCAGCAUCUCAUUUGGGUCUUCUGAAUCUCACCCAGAACUGUGUUGAAUUCUCAUCUAUCACAAUGAGCAACAGAUUCCUGGGCACCUGGAAACUUGUCUCCAGUGAGCACUUUGAUGAUUAUAUGAAAGCUCUGGGUGUGGGGUUAGCCACCAGGAAACUGGGAAAUUUGGCCAAACCCACUGUGAUCAUCAGCAAGAAGGGAGAUAUUAUAACUAUAAGAACUGAAAGUACCUUUAAGAAUACAGAGAUCUCCUUCAAGCUGGGCCAGGAGUUUGAAGAAACCACCGCUGACAACAGGAAAGCAAAGAGCCUUGUGACCUUGGCAAGAGGCUCCUUGAAUCAAGUGCAGAAAUGGGAUGGCAAAGAGACAACAAUAAAGAGAAAGUUGGUGGAUGGGAAAAUGAUAGUGGAAUGUAAACUGAAGGGAGUGGUCUGCACCAGAAUUUAUGAGAAGGUCUAAGAAAACUGUUUCUUCAUUGAAGUGAUAUUUCAUCAUUUGAUAUUGGAAAUCAACUGUUUCAACUGGCAAGGCCAGACUACACUGCAGAUUUUUUUUUUUUUGCUUUUAUUUAAAUGGAUCAGAUAGGCAAAGGCCUAAACUGAGGAGUAAUCUAAAAUUCAGUGUUGUUUAAACAUUUUCAGUUUGCAUGCAUGUCCUUACCAUAUUAAAAUAUGUAUAUUAGCCAGAGCUAAAUACUGAUAAUGUCAUUUAAUUAUCUGCAAAAUUCUAAUGUAUAUUGUGCUUUGUAUAUUGAAAUUAUAGUGAAAGGAAGUAAAUAUAUCCAUCAGUGGUUGCAAACUCAAAUGCCUUCAGAGGCCAGGAGAGUAAUAUGGGAGGAAGAUUAGAAGUGAGCUCAUCUAGAAAGAGCUGUUUUAAAUUAAGGAGUUCUAGUUCUGGCUACAAUGGCAGGCUCUACCCCACACCAUUUUUUAAAACUAAGGAGUAAUUUAUAGACAGUGAAAUGCACAGCUAUUAAGGGUAGAGUUCAAUCCAUUGCAACAAACACAUGCACCCAUACAACCUACAUCCUGACCAAGAUAGAGUACAUUUCCUAAGGAAAGUUUUCUCACAUCCCUUUUUGGUCAGUGUCCUGCCCUGUCCCACCUCCACCAAAAGCAAUCGUGAUUUGGUUUCUAUCAUUUGGUUUUUACAUUAUCCUUCUCUUUAAUGUUUGGAUUUUUAUAUAAAGAAUAUCUAUUGUUUUUAAUCCAGAAAAGUAUACGUUUUGUAAAUGAAGAAGCAGAGUCAGGAAACUUUUAAAAAAUCUUGAAACAAGGAAAACAACUGCUUCUGUUCUAUGCGGCCUAAACCACCACUUUGCAUACACAGACAUACUGUACUCAUUUGCAACCACAGUGCUCCUACUUUUUUGUGUUCUGCUUCUUGUAACUUAAUAUUCUAAUAAAGAUUCUUCCACAUUUAAACAUGUGAUAUGCCAUAGUUUAUUAUGGUUCUAUAAUAUAACUGUUUUAUUUUUAAGUUAUGUCCAGUUUGGAGUUAUUACAGACUAUCUUGCAAAAAUGACCUUCAUGUAUUUUCAUGUAUAUAUAUUUGACUGUGCUGAAUACCUUUUUAAAGAGAAGAAUUAGUGAGUCAAGGAAUAUGGAAAACCUGGUGGUGUCUUACUGAAUAUUUCUGUAUUGCUUUUCUAAGAGUCAUUACUGAUUGGUCACAAUGCAACCAGCAGCAUAUGAGUCAUUAUACUAGCAAUAACAGCUGUUGAACAUUAUGUGUGUACUACAUGCAAGCUCAUUCACUCUCUAUCACAUGAUUCACAUGUUAUGCUGCCAUAUUUAAUAACAUUUUUACACACACAACAACCCUAUCUGGUAGAAAAUAUUAUCAUCCCCAUUUGAUAAAAGUGGAAACAAGUGUAGAGUGAGAUGCAAAGUCAUAAAGUGGUAGAACCAGGAUUUGUCUCUGUUUGAAGAGAGGUCAUCUGCUAAACCCUUACUCUAUUUUGCCUCCUUUGCCACACUUGUCUAUUAGAUACAUGGUUGUUUCUUGUAAUAUCCUGAAGAGAAUGCUCUUAGGGGUUACUUUAGCAUG
Messenger RNA from Manis javanica (Malayan pangolin), 2169 nucleotides. Its product is annotated as myelin P2 protein. NCBI's taxonomy places the organism in Eukaryota, Metazoa, Chordata, Mammalia, Pholidota, Manidae. Gene Ontology annotation, biological process: membrane organization. The record is from RefSeq and is a predicted model, not a curated record. Gene Ontology annotation, molecular function: lipid binding. Gene Ontology annotation, cellular component: myelin sheath.